CCUUCAUAAUACUAUUAUGAAUGCGCGUUGAACGAUCAAACCAAAUCCCCAUCAAUCCCGUUCGUCCCCUCUUGGCAGGCGGUACUAAAUACCUUCCCUCUUUUACUUUUUUUGUGCUCCAUAUCCCUCUAUCUCCAUCUUUUGCUAAGCAAAGAUUGGAUUUUUAUCACAGUCAAAAAUUCUUUUCACGUCUGUAUAUAGAGGGUCCUUCUGUUCGGCGACAAGUUGUUGUUGGUCUUUCCGUUUGGUGGUAUAGUUGGUGAAUUGGUAUUGGGCGUGGCUUUAGCGUUUUUCUUCUUUUAUCAAUUCUUUGCUCAUAUUCAAACAAGGAGAAGAAGCUUCCUCUUUUGUUGCCGAUGGGUAAUUUCCUGCUGGGCGAAUACGACUACUCUGUUCGUUCUUUGUCCGUUUCGUGAGUCCUCUUUAUGGACGCAGAAAGGGAUUGGAGCUCUUGAGAAUUGUGAGAUGGGUAUUGGGUGUUGAGCGAAUUCUGUGAAGAUCAAUUCCUUUUGGAGUGAUUUGUUGAUUGUUGCAACAUGGGGUGCAUGUAUUCUAAGAGUUCAGCGGUUGAUGACAGCGGAGAGGGUGCCAAAGAUAGAGUAUCGUCUAGUAGGCGAUUAUCAGAACCGAAAACUUCAAGAUUGGAUUCAUCGAAGAGAGAGAAUGGGUUCAGGGCAAGAGAUAAGGUGGGUGAUGUGAAUGUUAUGUUGAUCGAUAAGAAAGUGAACGGGUCUGCCAGGUUGUAUGAUGAUCAGAUUGAGAAGAAAAUCGACCAUAUUCAGAAGCAGAGGAGAGAGAGAGCAGAAGCAGCUGUGGCGGCUAAUCACCCAGGGGCCGGUCGGGUCGUGAAGGCGGUCGAGGGCGAGCAGGUGGCAGCCGGGUGGCCGGUGUGGCUGUCUGCGGUGGCGGGAGAGGCCAUCAAGGGAUGGCUUCCGCGACGUGCCGACACUUUUCAGAAGCUGGACAAAAUUGGCCAAGGAACUUACAGUAGCGUGUACAGGGCACGAGAUGUCAUUAACAACAAAAUUGUGGCUCUGAAAAGAGUGCGGUUCGAUAAUCUCGAUGCUGAGAGUGUCAAGUUCAUGGCGAGGGAAAUCCACAUCUUGCGUAUGCUUGAUCAUCCUAAUGUUAUAAAGCUGGAAGGCUUGAUAACUUCAAGGAUGUCCUGUAGCCUGUACCUUGUUUUCGAGUACAUGGAGCACGAUCUUACAGGACUUGCGUCGCGGCCUGGCGUAAAAUUUCCGGAGCCACAGAUCAAAUGUUACAUGAAGCAGCUUCUAAGUGGUCUUGAUCAUUGUCAUAAACAUGGGAUCCUACACCGGGACAUAAAGGGCUCAAAUCUUCUCAUUGACAACAAUGGCAUCUUGAAGAUUGCGGAUUUUGGUUUAGCCAGCAUCUUUGAUCCUCAUCAGACUGCUCCACUGACAAGCCGGGUGGUAACUUUAUGGUACCGACCACCUGAACUUUUGCUUGGAGCUUCUCGCUAUGGAGUCGAGGUGGACUUGUGGAGCACCGGCUGUAUACUCGGUGAACUCUAUACUGGCAAGCCUAUAUUGCCAGGGAAAACUGAGGUGGAGCAACUGCAUAAAAUUUUUAAGCUUUGCGGUUCACCUUCUGAUGAUUAUUGGAGAAGAUUGCAUCUUCCGCAUGCAGCUGUUUUCAAGCCUCCACAACCUUAUCGACGAUGUGUUGCGGAGAUAUUUAAAGAACUCCCUCCAGCUGCUUUGGGUCUCUUAGAGACCUUAAUCUCUGUAGAUCCUUCACAAAGAGGGACAGCAGCUUUUGCUCUCAGGAGUGAGUUCUUUACAACAAGUCCCCUUCCUUGUGAUCCUUCAAGUCUGCCCAAAUAUCCACCAAGCAAGGAAAUUGACAUGAAACUGCGGGAAGAGGAAGCAAGAAGGAAUGGAGCGGCUAGAGGAAAGAACGAGCUUGAAAAGAAGGGAACAAAAGAUUCACGAACGAAUUCUGCAUCAUAUUAUACUAAUGCAGAACAAAUGCAGGUCAAACAAGGCCAUUCCAAUUCAAAUAGCCGAAGUGAAAUUUUCGGCUCUCGUCAAGAGAAAACUGUGUCCGGGUUCUUGGUUGCGCCCCCUAAACAGGCACGAGUUUCCAAGGAAACAAGAAAAGAUUACGCGGAGCAGCCAAAUAGAGCUUCAUACUCAGGACCGCUAGUUCCAGGUCCCGGAUUCUCCAAGGCAGGAAAAGAACUCGACCAUUCCAUCACUGUCUCGAGAAACACCAAUUUAUCGACAUUAUCGAGUUUAGUCGCUAGUAGAACUGCUCUGGCCGGAGAUGACAAACAGAAAUCCGGUCCUUUAGUGUCAGAAUCAGCGAUCCAAGCAAGCAGAUUUUCAGGACCCAUAAGGGAGAUGGACCCUGUGAGGAAGCAGGAUUGUAGGAGUCAUAUGCGCACGAAUAUUGAUUCUCGUUCAAGAGAAGAUGGAAAUGCCAGUACCAAAGAACCUGCUCUGUACGGUCGCGGGGCUGGAGGAAACAAGAUCUACGUCUCGGGCCCAUUGCUCGUCUCAUCAAACAAUGUGGAUCAGAUGCUCAAAGAGCACGACCGCCGGAUUCAAGAAUAUGCCAGAAGGGCACGGCUCGAUAAGACGAGAGCAGGCAAGGAUCAUCCCCAAGCGACCGUCGACUCUAAGCUUGUGUCCGUGCAUGAUGCCGGGUAGAUUCACUGUGUAGAGCUAUUGAAUGCCAGAUACCUUCAAAGCCGGGCAAGCUUGCCUGCCUGCCCAUGCGAAGGGAAGCGCAAACAGAGUGCUCGCAGCGUAGCUCAUCUUCCGGUUUGGAAUUUUAUCUCAUAUUGUACAGUCGGCAGCUUUCUCCGCUCAUUCUUAAUUUUAUGUUCGUGGUGGCGAGGUAUGAUCUCUUGUAAGGGAGAGUCCGCCGCGAUUUAGUACACUAUGUAAUACACAGUUUACGACAGGAAAUAGCAGAAUUAGAAUAAGGUCGAUCCAGAAA
This is a messenger RNA of Syzygium oleosum, 2970 nucleotides long. Its product is annotated as probable serine/threonine-protein kinase At1g54610. Gene Ontology annotation, molecular function: cyclin-dependent protein serine/threonine kinase activity; RNA polymerase II CTD heptapeptide repeat kinase activity; ATP binding. Gene Ontology annotation, biological process: positive regulation of transcription elongation by RNA polymerase II; protein phosphorylation. Gene Ontology annotation, cellular component: cyclin-dependent protein kinase holoenzyme complex; nucleus. The transcript has 8 exons. Lineage: Eukaryota; Viridiplantae; Streptophyta; Magnoliopsida; Myrtales; Myrtaceae. The record is from RefSeq and is a predicted model, not a curated record. Bases 537 to 2678 code for a protein of 713 amino acids.